UUGAUCUAACGAAUCUCAAGCAACGCACCACCGUGGAUGUACUAUUCAGAAUGCACAUCAGAUUCUUAGUUUGCUAUUAACAGUGCCUGAAAAAUUGGGACUAAGGCUACUACUAGUUUUAGGCUACUUGUGAUUAUGUCCUUCAUAAAUCCUCCUCCUUGGUUUAGAGAUGCUGCGUCUACCCACAGUAAUGAGACAGGUGAGGCCCGUCUGCAGGGCCCUGGCCCCCCACCUCACCCGGGCCUAUGCUAAGGACGUCAAGUUUGGAGCUGAUGCCCGGGCCAUGAUGCUGAAGGGUGUGGAUCUGCUGGCUGAUGCAGUUGCCGUCACCAUGGGACCCAAGGGCCGCACAGUUAUCAUCGAGCAGAGCUGGGGCAGCCCCAAGGUGACAAAGGAUGGCGUCACCGUAGCCAAGGCCAUCGACCUGAAGUGCAAGUACCAGAACAUUGGUGCCAAGCUGGUCCAGGAUGUGGCCAACAACACCAACGAGGAAGCUGGUGAUGGAACCACCACAGCCACUGUGCUGGCCAGGGCAAUUGCCAAGGAGGGCUUUGACAGCAUCAGUAAGGGAGCUAACCCUGUGGAGAUCCGCCGAGGCGUCAUGCUGGCUGUGGAGACUGUUAUCGCGGAGCUAAAGAGAAUGUCCAAGCCAGUCACCACACCUGAAGAGAUUGCCCAGGUGGCCACCAUCUCUGCUAAUGGCGAUGUGGAAGUGGGCACCAUCAUUUCCAACGCCAUGAAGAAAGUGGGCCGUAAGGGAGUCAUAACCGUCAAGGAUGGUAAAACCAUGUACGAUGAGCUGGAGAUCAUCGAGGGGCUUAAGUUUGACCGUGGAUACAUCUCCCCUUACUUCAUUAACACAGCCAAAGGCCAGAAAUGCGAGUUCCAAGAUGCCUAUUUGUUGCUGAGUGAGAAGAAGAUCUCUACUGUCCAGAGCAUCGUCCCAGCCCUGGAACUGGCCAACCAGCACCGUAAACCCCUGGUCAUCGUGGCUGAGGAUGUGGACGGAGAGGCACUCAGCACCCUGGUCCUUAACCGGCUGAAGGUGGGGCUGCAGGUGGUGGCAGUGAAGGCACCAGGCUUUGGAGACAACAGGAAGGCCCAGCUGCAUGACAUGGCUGUUGCCACCGGGGGCACUGUGUUUGGGGACGAUGCAGUGGGCCUUGCCCUGGAGGAUAUCCAGGCCCACGACUUCGGCAAGGUCGGCGAGGUGUCCGUGACCAAGGACGACACCAUGCUGCUGAAGGGGAAGGGAGACGCGGCGGCCAUCGAGAAGCGCCAGGCCGAGAUCGCCGAGCAGCUGGAGAACACCACCAGUGACUACGAGAAGGAGAAGCUCAACGAGAGGCUGGCCAAGCUGUCUGAUGGAGUGGCUGUGCUCAAGGUGGGAGGAACAAGCGACGUGGAGGUGAACGAGAAGAAGGACCGCGUGACCGACGCUCUGAAUGCCACGCGGGCUGCUGUGGAGGAGGGGAUCGUGCCCGGCGGAGGCUGUGCCCUGCUGCGCUCCAUCCCUGCUCUGGAUGCCCUGGUGCCCAUCAACGCCGACCAGAAGAUUGGCAUUGACAUCAUUAGACGAGCCCUGCGGGUGCCAGCCAUGACCAUUGCUAAGAAUGCUGGUGUGGAGGGUUCCCUUGUGGUGGAGAAGAUCCUCCAGGCCACGGCGGAGAUUGGCUACGACGCCAUGGAGGGAGAGUACGUCAACAUGGUAGAGAAGGGCAUCAUCGACCCCACCAAGGUGGUGAGGACUGCACUAAUGGAUGCCGCUGGUGUAGCCUCCCUGCUGUCCACCGCUGAGUGCGUCGUCACAGAGAUGCCCAAGGAGGAGAAGGAGGCUGGCAUGCCAGGGGGAAUGGGCGGCAUGGGCGGUAUGGGAGGCAUGGGCGGCGGCAUGUUCUAAGGCCCACCUCGAAUGUCUCUACAGACUUAAGGGCGAGGGGGGCAAGCUGUCCUCUGACCCCCAGAUCUGCCCAAAUGACUGGCUGUGAGUUUGUUGGAGCUGCAAAUGGAAGAAGCCCACUACUGCUGAUUGUCUCCAUCCACCUCAUCUGGAAGAUCAGACCAGCCUUGCCCGUCCUCACCCAGCCUCUCUCUGUUCCUCUAUCCCCCCCGCCGGAGGCUCUGACAGACCCCGGCCCACCCCAUGUUUACAGUGCAAACAUGGCUCUCCAUCAACAUGCAGAAUAGUUGUGAAUAAAGUGCCCGGAUAUUCACUGUCUCUUCUGAAAAAUGCUCACCAGUGAGUCUUGUCUGCAAGUCCUGAGGUUUGGAAGAUAAGGCUGUAUAGAUUCUAUAAAGAGUUAUGUAGAGAGGGUUGCUGGUUAAAGGAAUUUUGGCAGCAAUUACGUCAUGUUGUUGUAAUGUUAAUUUCAGUUGUCUUUUUUUAUAUCUGUUUUGUCCUGGUUCACCCACAAUGUUGGAAGGGACUGUAACAUUUUAGUUAAUUAAAACUACAAUGAUUGCUACGCAUGUGCUUUCUGUGAGUUUCUGUGAUUUCCAUACUAAAAUGUUCUGGGACUGUUGGUCGCCUGGAGCUGAACGAUAAACACCAAUUUUACUAAGCAACAAGACCAGAUUUGAUUGAGUGCCUAGUUUACAACAGUAACGGUCACCAUUAGGUUCUGUCUUCAGCAGUGGUAUGUCAUUUGGAAGGGAUGGCUAAAUAUUGUACAUAUUAUAAGCAGCUGAAUGUUUUGGCAGAGCAAGGAAGGGGGGGUGUUUUCAGAGAUUGACUGGGUAUGAUGGGAGGUUGGUUGGGCCUCUAGUUACACAGCAGUUUGGGCCAAAGGUCCCUGCCACAAGUUGAAAUGUGAAACCAUAGUCCUCAUGAUCCAUUUGUGCUUUCUGCUCAUUACCUUAAGAUAAUCUGCUUGAUCAACGUCUCACAGCGGUGUGUGCACAAGUGCAUUGCUGUCCCACAAAGUAAAUGGUAUAUUUCUUUGAAAACAACCAUGUGAUCAUUCAAUGUUUUGUACAAUGUUGGCAAUAUGGGAUUUGAUUUUAUUUAAUAAAAUGUUGUAAAGGAA
Molecule: messenger RNA, 3026 nt
Organism: Esox lucius (northern pike)
Lineage: Eukaryota; Metazoa; Chordata; Actinopteri; Esociformes; Esocidae
Gene: hspd1
Product: heat shock 60 protein 1
Exons: 10
Coding region: 170-1900 (576 amino acids)
Biological process (GO): T cell activation; positive regulation of type II interferon production; positive regulation of T cell activation
Cellular component (GO): mitochondrial matrix; mitochondrial inner membrane
Molecular function (GO): ATP binding; protein-folding chaperone binding; ATP-dependent protein folding chaperone
Source: RefSeq, a predicted model, not a curated record